AGCCGGGGGUUGGCGGUAGUGAGCGGCACUGCUGGGAACCCCUGACGAGUAGGACGGUGUGGACGAGGACGACUGAGUAAGACUGGACAUGAUGCCACGUUAGCUCAGGAGCCCGUCCAUCGUUUCAACUGAUGACCCAUCUUGUUUCGUGUUCUUCGAUUUUGAAAAGCGCGCGACGUCUGUUGUAAUUGGAGCGCACCAGUCGAUCGCCGGCGCCGAGACAUGGGUGGUGGUACAGAUCGCGAGCUCCUCUUCUGCGAGACAUUCAACCACCAGGGAAGUCAGGCCCUCCACGUGGACCUGAUGCGCUUUCCUCUGCCGGUGGUAGUGAGGGAAGUCCGCAUCGUGGCCCCUGACAUCACUGUGUGCUCUGAGCUCCCUAUGAAGAUAGGGCAAGUCCUCCAUCCCUGACCCCUGACCCCUGAAGUCUCUUAUCAUAUUAUCUUGUUUACAUGUUCCAUUUCCAGACGUACGUCUCCGCCGUCUUUCACACUGGACGUGUUUUGCAAUGACAGCAGCAAUCCGCUCGCUCCCACCUUUGACCCCCUUGGAAACCUAGAGUAUAAUGAGGAGUCUACUGCUCUCGUAAUAAAAGCCAAGAAUUCUUCAGAUUUGGUUGUCGUCAAGGGAUACUAUACGGUUCUGACUGUCUGUAUCUAUGGCAGUGUGUUCAUGCCGUCGUCGGGUCAGGCUCAGUUUCAGACUGGGUCCUCUCACUCCCCUCAAUCUGCUACUCAGUCUUACUCUGAGUACAGUGGGAGAGACAGCGACAGUGACAGCAACUAUUCCGACACCGAGGGAGGAGGAGGAAGAGGGAGGAGAGGGAAGAACAGUGGUCUGGAGUCCCCAGAGAGAGGGGGCGAGGGGAAGGGGGAGGGAGAGGGAGGAGGGGGGAAGUACGUGGACGAUUUAUUUGAGCCGUUUUCACCGGUAAACUCCCCCGAUCACCUGUUUGACCUGUCUGACGAGGAGGGGAAACGGUCCAGCACAGCUGCCAUGGGCUACCCUGUCGAAGAUCUGUCAGACGAGGAGAUUGCUUUCGAAGGUGGUGACGACUUCGACAUGCAGGAAGAGGGGUUUGAGUCUUACAUGGACAGCGAUGAUUGGGCGACUAGUGGAGUCAGCUUCAACCCUUAUCAGUGCUUCCUAGCCUCUCUUGAGUCGUACCCGUCACUGAUCGAGACCCCUCACGAGGCACUGAUGGCCAAGCUGCAGAAAACUGAAUCGAUUAGUAAACGAAGUAUGGCCGACGAAGCUAUGAAACUUCGCGAUGUCGUCAUCAAUGCCAAAGACAUUACAAACCCCACGAGGUGGGUGGAGACGAUGGAGGAAAUCCCGUCUUACCUCUACCCGGGGCUGGCCCAGCUGCAGAAGAAAUCCAGCUCUGAGGGAAAAGAGGUGAUGCAGAAGUUGGCCAGUUGGACUGUGCAGUGUCUGAGUCUUGAGCUAGCCAGGCAGAGUCCCAUGGCUAAGCACAACGUGAUGGAGGAGCUGUGUGACAUAGCUCUGUCGGACCCGAUGGUGUCAACCAUCAAACUCCACUCGCUAAGGGCUCUGGACUCUCUUCUGGACUACCCCCAGGGUCUGGAGCGGUUCAUUGGCUGGAGCAAGAGCAUUUCGACAUCCUCUGUCAUCGUCGCUCCCCUCCCUCCAACUCCCUACCAGCACAUGAUUAACUUCGUCCUUAGUCAACCACCUGUUCGUGUGGUGGUUGCAGCGAGCGUUCUACUGGCAAAGGCGCACAUCUACGAACUGCUCUCCAACCUCCAAGAUGCCGUUGAGAAAGUUGUGGCCUGUACGCCGGUGAAGAAUGUUCCGGAAGACUACUGGUCCGGAGGGCCGGUUAGGGAAGGAGGAGAGGAGGAGAAGAAAUCGGAAGAGCUUGUAGAGGGAGAAGGAGGCGGAGGAGGAGGUGAAAACAUCGCUGAUGAAGAAAAGCCGACAAGUCCCUCACUGCACCGGGGCGACGGGGAGGAGGAGAUGGAUCAGGGGGUGUUGCCAGGCGACGAGGAGGACACGCCCCCUCCCGUUCCCCCGGAGCUGAUAACGAGAGUUGCCCGUUGUCUGGAGGAACUCAAGAAGUGUAUCAAGGAGGCCCCCCACACUACAUCGUUCCCCACUCGAGUGACGUACAGUCCAGAAUCACCAAAAGACUAUUUCCCUGCACUCAUGAGGAUGUUCCAGUCCAGACGUCUGUUGGAGUGUGUGCUGGUGUUGGUGACAGCUCCCGCCACGUCACUAGACGAGAGGGUCUUUGGUGGCGUCAGAGACCUGUUGCUCCUCUUCCUCACCUCCCAAGAAGGAGUCUUGUUCCUGUCCAGUAACGUCCCGGUCAUGAAUACCAUUGUCAGGACCCUCACGCAGGCCUCGGAGAAUCAACUAGCUCUGAUGCAGUCAUUCACAGAGCUAGUAAGUGGAGGUGAGAGGGAAUCUUGCACACCACAGAACCUUGGAGUCCUACUCAUCUACCAUCUUCAGGUUCUGCAGUCGCUGGACCAGCUGCGCAGGGCCCCCAAGUCAAACAUGAGUGAACUUGAGUCGACCGAGUGUGUCUCUGCUCUUCACACUCUCUACACCAUGACCCUCACUCCCAUUGGUAAGAGUGCACUGACGUACAUGAUGUCGUUGAAGGACAAUAUAUCGGCUCUCUUCCCUUUUAUUGAAUCUCGAGGUCAAAAGGAGCACGAUUCGAAACUCACUCGCUCAAGUGUCUCCAGCAGAUAUGCGGCUGUCAUCUUUCUACAACUCCUCCAGAGUCCAGUGCUGGUGAGAGGUGACUUCAUCAUCAGCUACAGCAGCAAGCUCCUAUCAGUGGCCGAGUUUUUCAAAGAAAACCCCAGUCCCACAAUGUCCGACCUGUACAACUGGCUCUAUCCCGUUCGCAACAUCACUAGCGAUGGCUCCUCGUCCAUCCCCACGCUCGUGUCCACCGUUCAAGAAUUGUUGCCUCAGAUCAGUUCAACUAAACCCAACAGGAUCCUGGCUCCUAUUCUCUCGUCUCUUCGUAUCCUCCUCACCUUCAUCGUCCCUCCUCCCACCCAGCACUCCAGCAAAGGAGGACAAAAGGAGUUGAAAUGGUCUGAAAAUACGGUCGUUCUUUUCUCCACGGGUGCCAUGGAAACGCUGCAGAACCUCUUACAGAAGAUAUCUGACUUGCUCCUCCCACUGUGGAGCCAGCGACAGAUCAUCCCUGUCGCCCUUAGCAACAACGUUUCCAUGGUGGCGACCUUUGCCCUCCGACUGAUGCGGGCGAUGCUGGGACUGCUGGUGGAGGGAGAGGACUCGUUCCAGUACCGAGAUAUGAGGGUCGUGACUGUCCUGGUCACAGUCCAUGCAGUGUUCUGUUCCAUUCCAUAUUCUACAAUCAUAUCCAGCACAGCUUCAGAGAUUCAGGCGUCGAUUCUGGAUAUUCUGGCAAUGUUCACCAAACCAGAAAUCACUGAGCCCGAGGCAGCUGGCGAGGAAAAGACUGUUGAUGCCUCCACAAGUUGCUGGUGUCUAAUGUUACAGGAACUCUUCAACUUAACACUAACUUCACCAAACUAUUUUCUGAGUGGUUUGAUGCUUCUGUCAGAACUGCUGCCUCUGCCUCUACCUGUCCAUGCCGUGCAGCCAUGUUCAGACAGUGACAUUGUAAACAUCGGUCGACACCACACCCUGUGGGCGCUACACCUCGACCCGUUCGUCGAUACCGUGUCCGAGAUUGUCUCCGCCCUCCUGCGAAGCAGCUGCCCGGAACUGCUGGGGGUUCUGAGGAGAGUCUGCGCCCAGCUCUCCGACCUCAGUCCCCCUCUCGCCACCCUGGUUGCCAGGUAUGUGAUAAAGGCGAUAAUUGGUGAGAUUGAGAGGCAGCUGGAAGCGCCGGAGGAGGAGUCAAGGGGGGAGGGGGGAGAGGGGGGAGGGAGGACCGUGGUCGAGGGGGAGGGGGAGGGAGGAGGGGAGGAAGAGAGGAUGGACGAGAGAAAAACUUGUCUAUUCUGGGGACACACUUGGCAAUAUGUAUAUACUUCUUGUCUGCUGAGAAUGCUGACGACGUGUGCCGUGCUGAGUCAGCAGGUGGCCUUCAAGAUUGCACUGUUGGACCUCCUCAGACAGAAAGAGACGGAUGACACGAAGAGCUUCUCUCGGUUCAUUCCUCUCCUACUGUUCCUGAUGCAGAAGAAAGAGACAAUUUCUCCGCUCAAAAUCUGCAUCAUUACAAUACUCAACAGUCUCUGUAGCGUAUACAUCGCCUUGUCUUCGUCGGGAGAUGACGCAAUGGGCGGUGCCGAGCCGUCCGAGCAGCAGCAAGCGGAUUGCCUCCCCGGGCAAUCCCAAUUGGAGCACAUCACCUCGGCCGUCGUGGGUCACGUGAUUUCCCCCGAUAACCCUCUCACCACUGUGAUGCAGGGGUUAAAGGUGGUUUUGUCUGUAGCGCAGUACAAUGCCGGUCAAGUCCAACUACUGAGUCUGAUGAAAUCGGGAGUCACAGGAUUUUCACAGCUGCUGGUCAAACUAAUGGACUCGCUGAGAAAAGGAGGAACUCAGUCCUCUGUGUCCCUGGAAUGUCUCUCUCUCCUCCUCUCCGUCUACCGCUGCCUCCUCUCCGCGUCCCUCGCCGGGAAGAUAGAGGUCAAAGGUCACAGGGGGUCGUCCACGGAGUCGGUGAGUCUGCCGUUCCCCCGGUCGCUGUUGAGAGCCGUCCUGAGGAGAGAUGUGGGAGAGUACCUAUUGGUGGAACUCAGGGAGAUGGUACAGGAGCUGUACAAGGAGGACAGCAGUCUGCUGGACGAGCUGCUGGCUCCGAUAUCGCUUCUCACGGAGGCCGUUGAGGUGGAGGAGGCCCAGCCGUCCGACGUCUCUCUCACAGACCUGCCCGGUCUGGACCAGGAGGCGUGGCCUGACAUGAGGUCACUGAAGACUCAGUUUGAACAGAGGAGCACUGUCAUGGUUACGGAGGACCUGGACAGAAGCCCAGAGUUCUGGUUGGCCACGCCCCCUCAUGAUGAGUCGGACUUCAAACCAGACACAACGACCAUCAAUCUCACCAAGUUGGCGUAUGAGACAAUCCCAGGCCUCAACCUCGAGGAGGAGCUGAAGAAACGCCUCCUUCCUUCUCCUCCUCCCUCCCCGAUCGGAAAGAGGAAGAGAAAGAUCAUUCUGAGUGGGCCCGAGGCUCAAAAGAAGCUGAGAGAAGCCAUCCGUCUGCGGCAGGCGUCCGGGCGAGGCAAGGACCUGUUCCGGGCACGCAAACAGAACACGAGUCGACCUCCGUCGAUGCACGUCGACGACUUCAUGGCCAUGGGUGCUCGCGGAGUCGGACACAGACAGCAGUACCAUGGGUGGCGGUCUCCCCUACCUCCCGCUCACCACGCUCACCACGGGCACCAGACCCACCAUCCUCACUCCCACACCCAUCACCCUGGCAGCAGCUUCAUGCACCAGCUGGGCGGUCGAUGGCAGAUGAGCUCACUCCCGACCAGCAGCCUUCACUACCCCAGACGAGACCUUGGUGGGCUAAAUCUUCGUGACUGGGAAUCGGCGAGAUUGAGUUCGUUCAUGAUGUCUAUGAAGCCGCCACCUCUUAGAGCGGCACCGCUGUGGCCCCCGCAGCUCACCGAAGCCUAUCGCACUCGCAGCCGUCUCCUCCCCUGGCCGGAGAGUUCCUCUCGCUCCCUCUCCUCUGACCCCUCAGGCGCCGGCAGCUCCACCAGCAGAAUGGCCGACUUGGCCUGGAAGGCCAGACACUCUAGUCUCUACAAAAGACUCCUCUGAUGCUUCAUGGGCCUUUUGCAAAAACUAUACACAUUUCCCCCUUUUCAGAGUAAGAUUGCAAUUUUGGUAUCAUUCUCAGUUAAAAAUAAUAUGAUGGCAAAAAACUUCAUUGGGUGCAUAAAUAUGCGAUUUGUGAAGAUGACAAUAUUAUGCCGAGUCCAAUUUCCUGAAAGAUCAUUGAGAGUUUACUGCCAGUUUCCAGAGAGAAUUUACUGGCUAGUUUCCUGAGAGAUUACUGAGCCAGUUUCCUGAGAAUGUACUGGUCAGUUUCCUGAGGGAUUACUGGGAAAUCCUGGCUCUGGCAGCAGUCAGAAUGGCCUCCUUCCACUGCAGGUAGUCCUUGCUCUCUGGACAACUGACCAUUCUACUCCACAGGCUCUCCCUCGUGAACUUUGACCUUGCCAACCUUCUCGACCCCCUGCCGUCUUGCCGUGACGAGACCCCCUCCUCUCUCGUCUCAGGCUGUUCUUUUUGUUGAGUUGGUCCAGUGGCAUCUGCUGCCUUAUCUCCUUCCUUCCUCUUUCUGGUUUUCUUUCCACCUGCUGCCACCUCUGGAAAACACUCAAUUAAACCUGUAUCUCCCUAAACAAGCAAAAAGCUCCCCACACAAGCUUAUCUUCCCUAACAAAACAAAAGGCACAUUAAGGCCCAUAUAGGUAUACUCGAAGCAGCGGUCCACCAUCCAUGGAGUAAAGUAGACACGCAUAAUAAUUAUAGCUGAAAACUGAGUUGGAAUUUUACAUUUGGGACGUCUGUUGCAAACCUGUGUCAAUGGACUAGCAGAGAUAGGAUAGGAGUUAAUUAGAUCCCCGCCCACCUAUCUUAGGGACGCAAUCCUUCAUUUGGUCGAGGACACUCUGGAAGACUGCUCUGCUGGGACAGUUGGCCACUGACUGGAACUCUGAUCUGUCGCUACGAAACUUCAUUGCCCUGCAGCAGUACUAUAACAUUGGUCAUUCCUUACACAAUUGGGGGUGUCCACUGUAAGUGGAGAGGUUAAGGAGGCAUUCUAGUAGUAUGGGUGGACCAAACAAGGCCAGACA
Messenger RNA from Geodia barretti, 6797 nucleotides. The record is from the annotation of a GenBank genome assembly. NCBI's taxonomy places the organism in Eukaryota, Metazoa, Porifera, Demospongiae, Tetractinellida, Geodiidae.